UCAGUUUGCUCAGCCCCCACAUUGCUCAAUCAGCAGGUUAUUUUAAAUAUAAAAUGACCGCUGUGUGAUGGAAACCUUAUUCUCAGUGAACCUCCAUCCAGAGCAUCAGCUAUAUCAGAACAGUCUGAAAGAUGCGUCUGUUUCUAGCAUUCAGUGUUCUUCUUCUGGGAACAUCUUUGACCAGCUCACAUCCAACCCCAGACGAAGAUUUGAACAAAAGAGUACACGGUUUGGAAGAAACUGUGAACCAUUUGAAAAUAAAAUUGGACGCACUAGACAAUGCUUUCUAUACAGUCCAUAAAGCUCGCAGUUUUGGAACUGGCAGUGAAAGGUUAUACACCACAAAUCUUGGUGAAGGGGACUUCGAAACGCUCAGGGCCACCUGUCUCGCCGCUGGCGGUCAUGUUCCUUCUCCGAAGAAGGAGGCUGAGACCAACGCUUUGCAGAGUGUGUUGAAGAGGCAUGAGAAAUCGGCCUAUGUUACAGGCCACAAUUCUGACGCAUACACAAACUGGGCAUCUGGGGAACCAAGCAACUCUGAUGGAACUAAGAACUGUACAAAAGCUGCCAAAGAUGGAAAGUGGCACUCUACAUCAUGCGAAGAGAAGCUCCUCACUGUUUGUGAAUUUUCCUUUAUCCCCUAAAUUCAGAAUCAGUCUGGUGUUAAUUGGAAAGAGUGGUGGACAAGGAGGACCUGGGUUCAAAGUCUCACCCUCUGGGUGACUCUCAGCCUAACCUACCUUGCUGUGCUGUGAGGAUAACAUUGGGAAGCCCCCAUGUAUACUUCCUUGAGCUUCUUGGAGGAAGGAUGGGAAGUAAAUGAUUGUGAUAAAUAAAUAAAAGGCACUGCUUGAG
Molecule: messenger RNA, 855 nt
Organism: Podarcis raffonei (Aeolian wall lizard)
Lineage: Eukaryota; Metazoa; Chordata; Lepidosauria; Squamata; Lacertidae
Product: phospholipase A2 inhibitor alpha-like protein
Exons: 4
Coding region: 132-644 (170 amino acids)
Source: RefSeq, a predicted model, not a curated record